AUUUUCCUCACCCUCUCUUCUCACACACGACAGAUCUCUCUCUCUCUCUCUCUCUCUCCGUCCGACGCACCCUCUCCCUCUCUCUCUCUCUUGGGUCUUGCAUCCAUAGCUCAAACCCAUGGAAACCCAACCUCUCUAUGCCGUGUUCUAACUUCCCCGACGUGUGAGUUGCGUUGAUUAAGCUUGGAAGGGGUGUAUCUCGGUGGAUUUCGAAUUUGAAGCCCUAGAGUUCGAUUGAGCUUGAGCUUGUGCUUUCGAUCUUUGAGGUACACCUCAAGGGCAUUGAUUUUGGAGUGCAUGAAGUGCAUCUUUUACAUCGUAUCUUUUGAAAGCCGACAAUCAGGAGUUGUUCUAGCAUCUUUGUAUACUCCCUUUUGAAAGAUGCAAUUGUAACUUCAUUUGAACGCUUUUGACUUUGGGAAUCAUGUAAUCGCUAAACUUAUCCUCUUUUGACUAAUUCUGGAAAUUGGGCCAAGGUGUCAAUAUUGUAACUCUAUUCAAACUUGAUUUUAUUCUCUCGCAUGAAUUAUGAAAAAUAUUUUGGGGUAUUAUGAUGUAUUAUAACGUUGGACUUUUGUUGGAAAUGCUAUUAUUAUUAUGUUGAAAAUCCAGGGCGUGACAACUUGGUAUCAGAGCAUAGGUUUAGAAUACCUCGAGACCGUUGGGAGACUUUUAGGUUCAUGGGUUCAAAAUCAUUACAUUUUAACAAAGCUUGGGCAUACCUGUGUGAGUGACAUUCAUUCAACUAUGUGGCAUUGCAUUUACGUUACUGUGGGCUUGCAUAGAGUUGUUAGACCAGAUUGGUGGAGUUAUAGAUUCGUAGUAUAUCUGUUGUUGAUGAUCUCUUUAUUGUUUCUUUGUAGAGAGAUGCCUCCAAGACAUGAGAAUAGACAGGGUAGGAUUGGGAAUCUGAAAAUGGGGGCAGGACAGAAUCAACUUGCUAGGGAAAUUGUAGCAGCACUUGCGGCAGCUAAUCUUUUACAACCACCUCCUAGGGAGAAUGCGGACAAUCGGGCCUUAAUAGCCAUGCGAGAGUUUAGCCGUACGAAUCCACCUCAGUUCGAUGGGGAAAGUAACGAUCCUCUUGUAGCCGACCAUUGGCUUGCACACAUGCGUAAGAUCUUUAAUGCUCUCAAGAUUACGGAGGACGACCUACGGGUGAGUAUAGUAGCUUGUCAACUUACCGGUGAGGCGAAUGAGUGGUGGGAAUCCAUUUUAGGAGUAAGGAGAGACGCUCGGAGGGCGGCUAGGGCAGAGAGUCAAGAAAAUGAGCCGGAUGAGGAAAACCUAACUUGGGCUAAGUUUGAGGAGCUUUUUGAAAACCAAUAUUUUCCGGAGUCGUAUCGUGAGCAACUUAGAAUCAAUUUGAGAGGUUAGAUCAAGGUAACAUGGCCGUUUCAGAAUAUGCUACUAAGUUUCAGACUUUGUCCCGUUUUGCACCAGAGUUAGUUGCAAUCGAGGAUAGGAAAUGUAGGCGUUUUGAGAAAGGGUUACAUCCGUCUAUCAAGAAGUUUGUGGUAGGUCAACGAAUUGGAAGGUUUUCUGACAUUGUCGAGUGCGCUAGAAGUAUUGAGUAUACAGAGGAGAUACCAAAGGAAUUGAAAAUGCGGGAAUCAAGGCAACAAGCCAUUAGCAAGAAUGUAUCUAUAGAAACGUUUGAGAGCCAAGGAAGGAAGAGACAAAGAGAUCAAUUUCAAUCCACCUCAGGCCAGCAUAGUUCAGAACCACCUAACUUUUCUAGGACGUCAGGAGUAUCGUUGGGGUCAACGAUUGUGUGUUAUCGGUGCCGUCAGUCGGGCCAUCGUGCGAUGGACUGUCCUCAGGAGAGAGAAUAUCAUGGUCAGAGGCCACCUCGGGUUUGCUACCGGUGUCGUCAUCCGGGGCACUUAGCGGUAGAUUGUCCACAGCCGACAAGCAGAGGGAACAUGCAGAGACCCACGAGGUCAGGUCAUGCACCAAAUACCGAAUUGCGAGGUAACAUAAAUUCAUAAGUUGAUGUUAUGAUUACUUAUGCAUAGUUGAAAUGCUUACUUGCCGAAUGAUUGCCAUUGUGAAAACGUAUGGUCUAGUCUAGUAUCGAUUAAAAUUGCGGAGUUAUCUAUGUGAACUUGUCUAGCAAAAAAAUUUGAAUGGAUGUGCCACCUGGAUUAGCUAAAUGAGAAGACUCAAAAUUAAUAAAUUGAAUAGAAAUCGUGGAAGGACUUAAGGGAUUGAAAUGAACUUGAUUACUGUUGGGCUUCUUAGAGCCAUGAGAUAUGAAGUAAUGGGCACUCUGUGAGCCCGUGGUGGUUAUAUAGGGUACUGUGUGCACCCGUGAUAGUAUUGGGCACUGUGUGAGCCUGUGGUAUCUUGAAACUGUGUGGGCUCGUUGUCUCUUGGGUACUGUGUGAGCCUAUGGUUGUAUGGGGCACUGUGUGAGCCUGUGGUUGCACUGGGUACUGUGUGAACUCGUUGGUGUGCUUGUGUGAGCCCAAUGGGUACUAUGUGAGCCCGAUGUUGCGAUGGGUACUGUGUGGGCCCUAUGUCGUGAAGGGUACUGUGUGAACCCGAUGUUGCGAUGGGUACUGUGUGGGCCCUAUGUCGUGAAGGGUACUGUGUGAGCCCUAUGUUGUACUGGGUGCUGUGUGAGCCCGAUGAUGCAAUGAUGUAUUCGGUGAUGUGUGGACUGUUAGUUGACACGGUGAAUCCGUGGGCCAAUUGAUUUAUUUAGCUAUUGGGUGCAUAAGAUAUGUUGCUAUUUAGUUUCAACCUGCAUGUUUGAUCUGUUAUGUAAACAUAGUGUAUGAAAUUGGCAUUUAGAAUAUGGUGAUGGAUAGAUAAUGAUAUGUGUGUGGAUGUACGCUACGUGCCAAAUAAAUGAUUGAUAAAAGGUGUUUGAGUUGGGAUGACUCGAAUCUCUUAGUUAUGUGUGACGCUAUGUGAUUAUUGGAACCUCUCGUCCCAACUCCUUAUUUUAUCGCAACUUAUGAUUUGAUGAUUAUUUUACAUACCUUUCAAUUUCGAUAUUAUGGUCUUAUUGAGAUUACUGCUAGCUUAGUUGAUCCUUCAUAAAGAUAGUGAAAGAGCAGGAUUAGUUUGGACGUUGCAAAUCCAUGUCAAAUCUAAAUUGAGUUCUUUACUUGGGGCGUCGGAUGAGUACAUGGAGGAAUGUGGAAUAGCAACACUUUGUUUCGAGAGUUAUUUCAAAUGUACCUACUUUGAACUCAAAGACUUUAAAAAAAAAAGAAAAAGAAAAAGAAAGAGGAUUUAAUGUUUGCGAAAAUUCAUCCUUGGCAUACUUCAUCUUUGGGAAUGAAUGGAAGACUACUUACUCUUUUUCUCUUAAAAUAAGUGUGGAGGUCUCGGGUUGUAAAAUUUGGUGGAUGUAUAUUGGGUAUCUACGUAUGAACAUUACUGGUAUUUCGUUAAUGGAAAUGUCUUAUUAAUAUGUUUGAAAAUUGAGUUGAACUUAAAUUUUUUUCUGAAAAAGAGUGAUGCGAUAUGAAAGUUGAUUCUUUGUAUAAUUCGUUUUGGAAAUGAUAAUGGUUCAAACUUGGAGUCGAAAACAAAAGCGGAGUGGAUCCUAUCCUGAAUUCAUUUCUAUACUUCCUAAAUUAUUGUAAUUUUCAGGUGACAUAUGAGGUGUUUAUGAAUGGUCAUUGACAAUGUCUGCCACAACGAAUAUCCCUUUUCAGGAUUUUGUAAAAUUUCAUGAUGGAAGGACAAGUUUUAAGACUUUGAACUACUUGGACUGUAUGUAUGUGUGUGUGUGUGUGUAUAUUUGCAUGGCUGAUUUAUCGUUGAAAUGGCUUAUUGGCAUUCGAGAUUACAAUCGUGCUUUGGAAACUGUAGGCUGGAAAGUCAUGGUCGUCAUUUACUUUAGACUUCAUCGUGUCGGACACCUUGACAGUGAGCUAGUGUUUGUUUGUUUGUUUGUUUUUUUUUUUUUUAAGAGAACUUGUCUUUAGUAAGCUUUGAGAACAAUUAAAGUUUUACUUGUGUGAGUCUUGGGAACGAGAAUAAGUCGAGAAGUAAGAAAACGAGAUGAAAAAAAAAAAAAGAAA
Messenger RNA from Rhododendron vialii, 4043 nucleotides. RefSeq lists its product as uncharacterized. The transcript has 2 exons. Lineage: Eukaryota; Viridiplantae; Streptophyta; Magnoliopsida; Ericales; Ericaceae. The record is from RefSeq and is a predicted model, not a curated record. The coding region runs from base 598 to 1377 and encodes 259 amino acids.